Fonsecaea erecta is the source of this 1674-nucleotide messenger RNA. RefSeq lists its product as hypothetical. Gene Ontology annotation, biological process: transmembrane transport; xenobiotic transport. Bases 1 to 1674 code for a protein of 557 amino acids. Gene Ontology annotation, cellular component: membrane. The transcript is spliced from 2 exons. Gene Ontology annotation, molecular function: xenobiotic transmembrane transporter activity. NCBI's taxonomy places the organism in Eukaryota, Fungi, Ascomycota, Eurotiomycetes, Chaetothyriales, Herpotrichiellaceae. The record is from RefSeq and is a predicted model, not a curated record.
AUGUCGGAGGCCAGUGGUGUGCUGGAGAAAUCAGACAGCAGACUGACGCGGGCGUCUACUCGGCGGACGCUGGAGCGCUAUCAUACCAGACCGACGCAAGAUGCCUCAGACGUGCUGGAUUUGCCUUACGACAUCCUCAACGAUGAGGCCGACAUGAAUGAAUACUUGGAGGAGACGACGACCGGUGUGAUUGCCAAGAAGACGGUGUCCAGAGUUACAGGAACGCUGGAAGAGCAUGACUUGGUUACUUUCAAGAUUGGCGACCCGGAAAACCCAAAGAACUGGUCCAAGCCGUACAAAUGGUGGUGCACCAUGGCCGUGGCAUUCACUUGCUUCACAGUCGCCUUCAAUAGUGCCGUCAUCACGGCCGACUUGGAAGGUGUCUCACAAACGUUCCACGUGUCAGAGGAAGUGUCGCUCUUGACCAUCACCAUGUUCGUUAUUGGAUUCGGUGUCGGUCCCCUCGCAUUCGCACCAUUGUCAGAACUCUACGGUCGGAAACCCGUCUAUGUCAUCACCCUGGCUCUAGCGGUCAUCUUUGAGAUCCCCUGUGCCGUGGCUCAGAACAUUGGGACACUGCUGGUCUGUCGCCUCAUCGACGGCAUCGCCUUCUCUGCGCCCAUGACCCUCGUCGGCGGAACGCUGGCCGAUCUGUGGAAGAACGAAGAGCGGGGUGUCCCCAUGGCUGUCUUUUCUGCUGCGCCCUUCAUCGGUCCUGCGAUCGGCCCCUUGGCCGGUGGCUUCCUCGGUGACGCCGCGGGCUGGCGAUGGCUUUACUGGAUCCAAAUGAUCCUCGCCGGCCUCUGCUUGGCUAUCCUGACGUUCACUGUGCCGGAGACCUACACCCCGGUCCUUCUGGACAGGCGGGCGAAGAAACUGCGUAAGGAGACGGGCAACAGCAAAUUCGUGACAGAACGGGACCUGGACGUGCGGCCCUUGACACAGCAACUCGCCAUCUUCCUCCUCCGGCCUCUGCAACUGCUGUUCCUCGAACCCAUCGUCCUCCUCAUCUCGCUGUACAUGUCGGUGCUCUACGGCCUGCUGUACAUGUUCUUCGUCGCCUACCCGAUCAUCUACGUCGAGGGCAAGGGCUGGUCCGAGGGCAGCACGGGUCUCAUGUUCAUCCCGCUGGCGCUGGGCGUCGUUCUCUCGGCCGUCUGCUCGCCCCUGGUCAACAAGCACUACCUGUCCAUCUGCGCCAAGUACCCGGACGGCAAACCGCCCGCGGAGGCUCGCCUGAUCCCCAUGAUGCUGUCGUGCUGGCUGAUCCCCGUGGGACUGUUCAUCUUCGGCUGGACCUCGUACCCGGACGUGUCGUACUGGGGCCCCAUGAUGGGCGGCUUCCCCGUCGGCUUCGGCUUCAUCUUCCUCUACAACUCGGCCAACAACUACCUGGUGGACACUUACCAGCACCUCGCUGCCUCGGCCCUGGCCGCCAAGACCUGCAUCCGCUCCUUCUGGGGCGCCAGCGUCGUCCUUUUCACCGUCCAGAUGUACCACACUCUGGGCUACCAGUGGGCCAGCUCGCUCCUGGCCUUCCUCGCCCUCGCGUGCUGCGCCAUCCCCUACGUCUUUUACUUCUACGGCGCCCGCAUCCGCCGCCUCAGUCGGUACGCGUACAAGGAGGAGAACGAGGAGUCUCCCGUGAGACCCCAGAGGGCCGGGGAAGUGUAA